UAUUUUUAAUGUCAGCCGCCGUUAAUAUUUGUCGGCACAGGGCUCUGAUUGUUGUGUAUAGAAAAGGAAAAAAAAUUGAUUUUUUAGAUUUGGUGAUAAAAAAGAAGAAAUUUUAGAAAAUUUUGCAGUAAAAUAUUAAAAAAUGGGUGCAGCAUUCUUUCCUAUUUUAUUCUUCACUGCUAUAUGGGCUAGCGUUGGAAUUGGUCUACCAUUGAUGACACCAAAGGGUCCACAUCAAAAUCUUAUACGUUGUACAUUAAUUUUAACGGGAGCGACGUGUUGGCUAUUUUGGCUGUGCUGCUAUAUGGCCCAAAUGAAUCCACUAAUUGGACCAAAAUUAAAUCAACAUGCUAUAUAUAUGAUUGCUAAAGAAUGGGGUAAUGGUCUCAAGGAAGGUUAAAUAUUUUGCAACUUCCUGAUUCACAUAUUUGCAGUAUAGUGAUGAAAAACUUUUAGAAAAUAUUCUCAAAUAGUUUUAAUUUUCCUUGUAUGUAUUAGUUUAUUAUGUUUCAAAAUAUCCUGUGUGCAUUCCUCAAAAGCUUAGUAUUUAUUGUAUAUUUUUGUUUUCUUCGAAUUUAUAAGCAAAUAACACCUAAUUAAUGUUAUUUUCGAAACUAUAAUCUCAACAUUUACCACUGUAUGUUUACUAAACAAAUGUUAUUGUGAAUUAAAAUAAAUAUAUUAUAAUAAUACUCAAA
Lucilia sericata (common green bottle fly) is the source of this 698-nucleotide messenger RNA. RefSeq names its product V-type proton ATPase subunit e (gene VhaM9.7-a). The transcript has a single exon. The coding region runs from base 143 to 400 and encodes 85 amino acids. Gene Ontology annotation, molecular function: proton-transporting ATPase activity, rotational mechanism. Lineage: Eukaryota; Metazoa; Arthropoda; Insecta; Diptera; Calliphoridae. The record is from RefSeq and is a predicted model, not a curated record. Gene Ontology annotation, biological process: proton transmembrane transport. Gene Ontology annotation, cellular component: plasma membrane proton-transporting V-type ATPase complex; proton-transporting V-type ATPase, V0 domain.